AAGAGCCCCAGCGUGUGCAAGGGCUUUCAAGCCUCUGCUGCUUGAGUGGUAACUGUUCCUUGGCUGAGUGGGAUGUUCCAGUACGUGUUUUUCUGUGUGUGCUUCGUCAUCCAGUUGCAGCCAGUGUCUUUGAUGGCCCUGGACCCCUGCUCUGCCUACAUCAGCCUGAACGAGCCCUGGAGGAACACAGAACAUCGGAUAAAUGGUUCCCACGGGCAGCCAACGUGCGACAGUCAGAUCGACGGGGAGUGGUAUCGCUUUACUGGCAUGGCUGGCGAUGCCAUGCCUACCUUCUGCAUCCCAGAGAACCACUGUGGCACCCACGCUCCCAUUUGGAUGAACGGCAGCCACCCGCGAGAGUCAGAUGGCAUCGUUCCGCGCCAAGCCUGUGCCAGCUUCAAUGGGAACUGCUGCCUUUGGAAUACCACGAUUGACGUCAAGGCGUGCCCGGGCGGGUACUACGUGUAUCGCUUGACCAAGCCCAGCGUUUGCUUCCAUGCGUACUGUGGGCAUUUUUACGACAUCUGUGAUGUGGCGGAUUGCCAGGGCUCCUGCCUGGACACCAGUGACUGCACGUGUUCCCUGGGGACGACGCUAGGACCUGAUGGACAGACAUGUCUUGAUGAAAAUGAAUGUGAGCAGAACAACGGAGGCUGCAGCGAGUUUUGUGUUAACCUGAAGAACUCCUACCGCUGUGAGUGCGGGAUCGGGCGCACGCUGGGAAGUGAUGGGAAGACCUGUGAAGAAAUUGAAGGCUGUCACAAUAACAACGGAGGCUGCAGCCAUACCUGUAUUGAAGUGGAAGACACAUACCAAUGUGAAUGUCCGAGAGGACUUGUUCUGUCAGAAGAUAACCACACUUGCCAAGUUCCAGUGCUGUGCAAGUCCAGCUCUAUCGAGGUGAGCAUCCCAAAGGACCUGGUCGGAGGCCUGGACCUUUCCCUCAUCAACACUUCCUGCAAAGGAGUAUCCAAUGGCACUCACGUCAACAUCCAUUUCUCCUUGAAGUCCUGCGGCACCGUUGUAGAUGUAAUAAACGAUAAAAUCAUUGCCACCAAUGUGGUGACUGGCUUGCCAAAGCAGACUCCAGGAAGCAACGGGGACAUCAUCGUCCGCACCAGCAAGCUGCUGAUCCCUGUGACCUGUGAGUUCCCACGCCGGUACACCAUCUCCGAAGGUUAUGUGCCCAACCUCAAGAACUCACCCUUGGAAAUCAUGAGCCGCAACCAGGGCGUCUUUCCCUUCACUCUUGAGAUCUUCAAAGACAAAGACUUUGACGAACCCUACAGGGGUGCUCUUCCCACCCUCAAGCUUCGGGACUCUCUGUACUUUGGGAUCGAACCAUUGGUACAUGUCAAUGGACUAGAGACACUGGUAGAGAGCUGCUUUGCCACUCCCACUUCAAAAAUCGACGAGAUCCUGAAGUACUACCUGAUCCAAGAUGGCUGCGUUUCUGAUGAUUCGGUGAAACAGUACACGUCAAAGGACCACCUUGCCAAGCAUUUCCAGGUUCCUGUGUUCAAGUUUGUGGGCAAAGACAACAAGGAAGUGUUCUUGCAUUGCCGCAUCCUCGUGUGCGGGGCGCUGGACGAGAGCUCGCGCUGCGCCCAGGGCUGCCGGAGACGGGUGCGCAGGUCGGCUGAGACCGAGGAAGAGGAGGAAUCUGUUCACGUGGCAAACCACAUCCUGACAGGUGGCCCCAUCAGAAUCGACUUUGACGACUAA
Molecule: messenger RNA, 1725 nt
Organism: Tauraco erythrolophus (red-crested turaco)
Lineage: Eukaryota; Metazoa; Chordata; Aves; Musophagiformes; Musophagidae
Gene: OIT3
Product: oncoprotein induced transcript 3
Molecular function (GO): calcium ion binding
Source: RefSeq, a predicted model, not a curated record